CCUCAACGUGGGUGACGCGAAAAUGUGAAGUUGUUUUGAAGCUGUGUAGAUUUGGCGGAAUGGGGCCAUGGUCGUUGAAUUGAAGACAAAAGAGAAAGAUAAUUGAGAAUAACAGAGGAACGUGUGUUACCAUGAUGCCCGGGGACACUCAGGCGAAAACGGUGGCCAUAGCUGCGGACGCGAAGUUGGGAAACUGUCAGAACUGCUCAGUUCUGCAUCAGAGCCUGACCGAAUAUGUGUCCUCCUUCCUGGCACUGAAACAGAGGAUAACUGUCUCAGAUGACUCUAUCAGACUCCAACAACAGCUGGAGGAGCUGCAGAUCAGUUUGGUUACACUGGAGGAAAAGACUGUUGAUUAUGAAUCUAUGCAAGCUGAGCUGGAAGAAAAGAAGCGCGCUCUUUUGGCCUAUGGACACAUUUCUGAGGAGAUGGAAAAACUAAAGCAGGAAAACAGCAAGACAGUAGCAGAGAAGAAGAAGCUUGAAGAACAACUAAAGGAUGAGAAAGAACUAUCAGAAACACAAUCACUUGAGAAUGCACAACUGAAGAGGGAAAAGGCCGAAGUAGAAAAUGAUCUAUUAAAAACACAGACGUCUUUUAAGAAAUCUCAGGCCAGAGCAGAUCAAGUUGAAAAGCUGACAGAGGAGAAUAUCAAGAUAACAAGCAUAAAGGAUAACCUUGAAAAUAACGUUAAACUGCUUGAAGACUCAGUUUCCAAACAGAAUCAUCAAAUAUCCAAACUCACCAAAAAGAAGAUCCUGCUGGAGACAAAUCUUGUUGAUCUCCAGGCGAGACUGUUGAAACUGGAAAGAGAAAGGAGUAAAGACUAUAGGAGCACAUCAACACAAGCAAGUCCCCCAGAGGAGCAUAAAGUGGACAAAGAAAAAGUCCUGAUGCUGCUCGAGAAUUUGUGGGCAUGUGUAGAACCUCAACAGCAGCAUUCGCGAAAUCAGUUGCACUUAACUGGUGAAACAUCAUUAAAGUCCUGCCUCAACUCCAAGCAGGUUGGACCCUUGACUCCACAACGCACAGUGAACUCUCAUCCGAGUUUCAUGCCUCAGUCCACCUCUGACAACAACGUGGGAUCUCACUCUCACAUGAUGCAGACAAAACCCUUCUCCAAAGCUUCUCCCCUUGCACAGAAAACCAUCAAGCACCAAGUGUCUCCUCAGCGCUCGGGUGGCAAGAAGCAGAGAGACUCUCCCAAAAAAAGCAAGCGAUUGUCCAAGGGAAACAAAACUGAGGAGUCUUCUUCGGACAAAGGCAGCUCCAGAGUUUCUGUUGAGGAGAUCAUGGAGAUGUUAAAACCGAUGCCCCUCUGCCUAUCACCAAUAUUAGACAUGGAUAAAGAGAUGGAGUCUAUGGAUACGGAUGAUAGAGAAGAGGGAAACCGUCACCGACCCUCUGAUGACUCUGCCGCUCUACAACAAGAGGCGUCCAUACCACCAGUGGAAGAGACCGUGGACUUGCCAGUUGUCACAGAACCUGAAGUUGAACACAUUUCUGAGGAAAGUGACUCCAAAGACUUGGAGCAGAAGGAGCUGAACAGUGUCACUGACCUGAAAGAUAAAAGCAGUGCAGACGUUGAAGAAAUGGAUCUUCAGAAAGACGAGCAGACUGAGCAGGAAGCAGCCACUGUGCCAACACAGUCCACAUUAGCACCUUCUUUUCCUGCCACACCAGAUAAUACAGUACUGGUCGAGGCUGUCUCGUCAGCAAGUGAAAAUCAACAACCAUCCUGCAGCAGAAAUCCCUGUCACAACAUUACCACUGACAUCACCGAAACUGAAACGGCUCCAGAAAAGGAAAAGGAGGAUCAGUCAGAGACAAUAACAAUAAUGGAUGUAGAUGUAAACCUUAGUGAUGGUACCGGAGCCAUAACAGUCGCUGAUGAAGCUGCAGAGUCACCCAGAGGAACCGAUAACACUGUAGCUCCCGAAGAGUUGCAGCAAGGUGCUUCCUCAACAUUUACAGACUUCGUGAAAGACUCUGAGGUUUCAAACAGAGAUAAUCUCUUAAAUGUUGAGAAAAGUCAUGAAGACUCUUGUCUUUCGACACAGAGCCAUCAGGAGGCCUCUGGGGUGAAGCCUCAGGAGAUCAAAUCUUCCCCUGGCAAACACACGAGCUUGCCAGAAGAUGAUAACAUUUGUACGUCAGGCAGCAGUAACAGCUUCACUAGUGUCCCAAUUAAAAUAGUUAAAGAGGAGCUUGAAAACAAUGGACCCAUUAAACAUAUUGAGGUAGAAAAUAAUAAUGACGAACAAAAAAUUAUAAGAGUUGAUAGAAUUCUUCGUUCUUCCCCAGAGUCACACAGCAGCACCAGAUGUCAAUCAACUCAAAUAUGUUCACAGUUAAAGAUGGAAGAUGCAGACGAGGGUCAAACUGGCCAGAAUUCUGACCAAGUAAAUGUUGAAACCCCCGAAGAGAACCUUGAAAUAGAGACAUUGAACAAAGAAAUAACGUCUGAUCCUGAAUCUUCCCUUUCUGUUUCCCAAGAGACGUUGAGUGUUGACUGUGAGUCUUUGAAAGAAAACACACAUUCUGUGUGCAGGCAGUUGAGCCCCACGUGUCUGAUGCCCACUGUAAAACUGAAGGUUUUGCAAACUCACUCAAACAUAGAAGAGUUGACUGUGGAUGUUGAGCACGUUUCAACGAACAACAAAGCUGUUCCUGAUCCAGAGGAGAAAGGUGUGAUUUUAACUGCUGUCGUCAAAGACGUCUCCCGGGAGAGAAUCGUCACACUGAGCACCGCCUCAUUAAUUCCGAGAGCGACUACCAUGAAUAGGCCGAGUAACGGUUUGGAGCAACAAAGUGACCCGGCAGCAGCUUCAUCUACAUCCACAGAUCAACCACAGCAAUGCUUAGGUGACGUUCGCUCUGAGAUGGGCCCCCCGCUUCCCCCUCUCCUAACCCCUCUGAGCACACCCACAAAAGCAGGUAAAUCAAUCAGUCCGCGGCAGGCUAUUGGAAAACUCUUAUUUCCCUCACCCAUGGAUAGGCUGGCUUCUCCUAUCACCCCUGUUCUGAGCCACAGGACACCCAACAGUCGCCAUCUAAGUGUCCCCUCGUCACCGGUUCAGUUCGGCUCUGCCACGCCCAAACACGCCGUUCCGGUCCCGGGUCGCCUGCCCAUAACAGCCAUGAACUCCUCGCCGUCCUCCUCCAGUCCGUCUCAGGAAAACUCCAUGAGAAUGCUCGACACCAUGUAUCCAGAGAUGUCGGCCCGCGCCAGAACUCUGAGCAUCCUCAGAAGGAACGUUAAUCUUAGCAUUUGCUCAUCGGAGAACGGGACGUUACCCAAGACAUCUGAAAAUCAGAUGUCCGGUUUUAAGACCGUCAACUCCACCUCGACGGCCUUCACCAAGACUGAGACGAGAGGGGAAAAAAGACAGGCCACCAGUUUGCUUGAGCCCCUUAACAGCAAAUGUUGCAGGCUUGACAGCCACUCUCCCACCACCAGUCGUAUGCAGGUGCCUUCCUGCUCAUCAAACAGUGGAGAAGAGACCGCCUCAGCCCAGAGUUUGAAGCUUGAACCGAUCAAAAAUCUGUCUCAGUCCAUGGACAGUGGAGAACCUGCAGAGCAAAAUCUGGCUGAUGUUUUAAAGAAAAUUGAAAAGCAGUGUUUUGAUGUAUUGCCCGUGAUCCAGAGCCACAUCCACGUUGGUAACCUCCCCAAAAAACCUGUCUUGAGGGAUGAAGAGAAGGAGGUCAUCUCUGAGAUUUGCCACAGCAGCUUGCUCAAGGCGGAUGAUGUGAUUUCAGCCAUCCUGCACAAACUGAAAACUGAGAAGAAGGACCUGAGCACAAACUACCUGCAGGCUCUCUGUAGAGUCUACACAGGCAUCUGUAGACAGAAGAGGGACUGGGAGAAGGCUCACAUCCUGGCCUACAGCGUUCUCACAGAAGAUUUCCCAGAUUCUGCCAAGCUGAUUUUGUUCAUGGUGACAACGUGGCCCAGGCUUCUCUCACACAGCAGCUGUUUGUGCCGGGCCAUACACAUUGUCACCAAAAUGAAAGCGCAACAAGAGAUUCUCGGCGCACUUUCAGCGUUCCUCGGCUGGGAAAAGAAUCCUCCCUGUGAAAUUGACCAGCUGAUCUCCAGAGUGCUGUCUGAUAUCCGGUCAGGGUCAGGUGGGUCUUUCACCAAACACAGUCGGUACGGGUGGGACCUGGGGACUCAGGCGUGGGAACAUGUCUUCACUCUGCACCUUCUCUGUACUCAAAAAAAGUGGAAGUGGACCUAUGCAAAUCUUUUAAGCAAAGAGUUGUGGCCUUUAAUGAACACGUGGGUGACGCAGCCCAGAGAUCAACAAGCACCCGUUUCUGAUCUAACUGUCGCCACUGUGCUCCGACUCAUAGGAUGCCUCUGUCAGCUGGGAAUGAAAGAGAGGUCUGCGUCUGUGGUAACUGUCGCCCAUGUCAUCAACGCGUUCGGUCGACAUGGACAGAAGGAAGGUGUGCCUUGGGAGGUCCAGCUAGCAGCCGUGUACUGCAUGCACGAACUGUCACCCAGCAACCCAAAACAAGCCCUGGACGCCCUUGCGGAGUGGAGAGUAGAGACGACUCAGAGCCCCCCCCCUGCUGUCACUAGCUACAUUAACCAGUUAGCCUCCAUCUGCAGACAAGUCAAGAGCUGAGAGAGACACGUGUUAGAGAAAGUGAUGUGGACAUGCAUUCAUUUUAAAGGCAGGAGAAUGAAGACGCCACCAUACAUCCCUCUAUUCAUUUUAACUCACUGACAUGAGUUGCAUGUGAUAGAGGUGUUUGGAUCUAUGAACAGUCACAAAUGGGUUUUGUGCCAUCUUAUAUUCAAAGACUUCUUAAACAUAUUCUAUUUUUGUCUUUUAUGUACACUUCCACACGUAUAGAGUGACUGCUCCAUCUCAGUUAAUGUUUCCUAAAUUUUUAAUGACACAUAUAGAAUUUGGUUUUCUGAUCUUUUAGCAUUCCACUCUCUGUUUCAUAUGAAUUCCUCCCUGUCUGCCAUACUCAGGUAAUGCUCUGAAAAUAUUGUAAAUUGUGUACAUUUGUAUUCUGACUCAACCGGGUGCUACUGUAAAUGUUUCUUCGUUCGUCUUUGUGUAAAUAUAAGGUGCUUUGUACAAAUGAAAAUAAGAAAUGUUUUGUAAAGUUGUAAGAUUCAGGGAUUAUUUAAGUCUUUUUUUUUCCAAAUUAAAAUUUCCAUUUAUUGAGACAAAUCAA
Pleuronectes platessa (European plaice) is the source of this 5202-nucleotide messenger RNA. It is a transcript of the gene ice1, whose product is annotated as KIAA0947-like (H. sapiens). The transcript has 20 exons. Bases 132 to 4637 code for a protein of 1501 amino acids. The record is from RefSeq and is a predicted model, not a curated record. NCBI's taxonomy places the organism in Eukaryota, Metazoa, Chordata, Actinopteri, Pleuronectiformes, Pleuronectidae.